AGACAGGCGCCCGGCCGCGCCCCUUUCCUUUCCUCCUCUAGCUUCGGUUUGUCGGUGGGAGGCCUGGACUGGCCUGCUCGGAUCUCGGCGCCCUCCGUCUUCCUUUCGGUGAGGUGGGCGAGCAGAUUUCUCAUCACUUGUACUGUAAGAGGCGAAAAGAGACCCAUUCAAGAGAAUGAGUGAACUGGAACAAUUACGGCAGGAGGCAGAACAGCUCCGGAAUCAAAUCAGAGAUGCAAGAAAAGCAUGUAGCGACACAACUCUUGCUCAGAUCACCACCAGUCUUGACUCAGUGGGUCGAAUCCAGAUGCGUACAAGGCGUACCUUGAGAGGUCAUUUAGCCAAAAUUUAUGCUAUGCAUUGGGGAUCUGAUUCAAGGUUACUAGUGAGUGCUUCCCAAGAUGGAAAAUUAAUUAUUUGGGAUAGUUAUACAACAAACAAGAUGCAUGCUAUUCCUUUGCGGUCUUCCUGGGUAAUGACCUGUGCGUAUGCACCAUCUGGCAAUUAUGUCGCUUGUGGUGGAUUAGACAACAUCUGUUCUAUCUACAAUCUGAAGACAAGGGAGGGCAACGUACGAGUGAGCAGAGAACUACCCGGCCAUACCGGGUACUUGUCCUGUUGUCGCUUUCUAGAUGAUAACCAAAUAAUUACAAGCUCUGGAGACACUACCUGUGCUCUGUGGGAUAUCGAGACGGGCCAGCAGACUACUGCGUUUACUGGACAUACCGGCGAUGUCAUGAGUCUCUCUUUAAGCCCAGACAUGAGCACUUUUGUUUCGGGUGCCUGUGAUGCCUCCUCCAAGCUCUGGGACAUCCGAGAUGGGAUGUGCAGGCAGUCAUUCAUGGGACACGUAUCUGACAUUAAUGCAGUUUGUUUCUUCCCAAGCGGCCAUGCCUUUGCCACUGGUUCAGAUGAUGCUACCUGUCGACUCUUUGAUCUUCGUGCAGACCAGGAGCUCAUGUUAUAUUCUCACGAUAACAUCAUCUGUGGGAUCACUUCUGUAGCUUUCUCAAAGAGCGGACGUCUCUUUUUGGCAGGCUACGACGAUUUCAACUGCAAUGUUUGGGAUACCCUGAAGGGCGAACGUGCAGGUGUUCUUGCUGGUCACGACAACCGAGUCAGCUGCUUAGGGGUGACUGACGAUGGCAUGGCAGUGGCUACAGGAUCUUGGGACAGCUUUCUCAGAAUCUGGAAUUAACGAGGCAUUUGACACCUCCACCAAUAGACACGCACACCUUCUCCAUUGAGAUCUGGAGAGAGCAAUGCUGCAGCCUCUUGCUGUGAAAUAACAUUUCUACUUUGUAUUUACAGGUGAAGUUUUUCUACUUGCUGACGAUUGCAUAAGUAGGCUUUCUGUAAAUGAAGUUUAAACACACAAAAAGAAUGAAGAAGUGGUAGAUGGGAGAAAUCAGUGACUUUUCUUUCAAGGAAAAAGAGAAGAGGGCAGGACAUGUGUUUGGGGUGAGCAAAGCUAAAAAAAAAAAAAAAAAAAAGCCAGUCAGUUAGCAUUUCGUUCGGCUACAUUUGCCCUGAAGGGAUUUCUGCUUGUGCCCCAGUCCUGCUAAUUCUGUACCUUUUUGUACAUAAUUGAAUAUACACAUAGCAGCCAAUCAUGUAACAUUUUGUCUGUAAGUAAAGGAACGAUGUUUGCGAUUUUUUUUUUAAAAAAAAGAAACUGCAUUUAUAUAGCACUACGUUUAACCUAAGAUGUAUCUUCUGAGUUCCACGGUGGAUCGGCUGGUCUGCUGUUAUAAUUUUUCCCCUCUUCGUGAAUUUACUGUAGAUAAAGUGUGAAGUUCAUGAGCUGUUUGUGAAAUUUUAUAACAGAGUGUCUGUAUAAAACAAAACAAACAAACAAACAAACAAAAAAGGAAAUCCCUUAAUAACUCUUGUGACGUUUAGCUCCUUUCUUGCUCCGUGAUUUUUUUUUCUCUCCUUAGCGGUAGCAGAUCCCAGAUAAUCUAUUAGAAGCCAAGGGGCUCUGAUCACCACAGAGUUAAACAGAGGAUCGGAUGCAUCCUUCAAAUAUAAGGACUGAAAUGUUUUAAGGAUUUAGAUUUUAAGCUUCCUUCUAACAGCCUCUAAUGAGAUUUUAGGGCCAGGAAAUUGAAAGAUAGGUAUUUGCUUGAGACAGUGUUUGAUGGAUGUAUUUUUGUGGGGAUUGAAUAGUUGUAAAUGAGAUAUUUCUCCUCUUCUGUAAACGUAUUGUCUAGCUUAAGAUUGAAUGUGGGGCUGCUUCCAAUUUCCAGCAAAGAAAUUGAACCGUAUCACUCCAAAUGUAGGUGGGGCAUAUUCUGAGUGCAUCCACACAUUAUAAUUCUACUUUAUAUAUUCCAGGUAGAAAAAAGUUUUCUCUCGAAUGACUCUUGCGUAUGCGGCGGGGAAGUGUUAUGGUUGCCUCUUUAAGACUCCAGCACAGUGUUUCUCUUGAAAUCUGCAUUCACUGCACGAAGACUCUUUAAUACCGCAUUCGUAUUGCGUAAAGACUCUUGACAGUCUUUCUCAACCUUGGCAACUUAAGAAUGCCUGGAUUUCAACUCCCAGAAUUCCCCAGCCGUCAAGCUUGCCAGCCGGGGAAUUCUGGGAGUUGAAAUCCAGGCAUCCUAAAGUUGCCAAGGUUGAGAAAAAGACUACGCUGGCAUAUGUCACAUCGAUUUUUAAUGAGCUGCUUCAGACUUCAGUAAAGCCAGUCACCCACUGACUACAAGAAGUGCAGAAUGCUCAUUUUAAUAGCUGCUGUGCCAAGGGACAGGGCGCGUUCACCUAGACAUUCCAGAAAACUAAACUGUCUUUUUUUUUUAAGCUUUUGUGUUUGUAAGUCUCGGGGAAACGUUAACAAAUGAACUUAACUUCCCCAGUCUUCCUCUUUCCCUUAAAACAGAUCCCAUUUGGAAAGACUUCCCAUGCCUCGCCAUGGCUUCAGUCUUCUCUGGAGCAGCAAGCAUUGUAGGAUCCUGCUGUUUGGCUUUUUAAAUUUUGGAGUGAAGGUCAUCUAAUAAUUGGCCAUAGGAAUUGUCCUGUUCUCAUACAUAUACAGAGGGGUAGCUGAAGACGUGCUUUAGAAAAAAUCCUCGAAAUUAGUUUUCUUGCUGUCUGUACUUGUAGCAGGUAUGAAGUGGAUCUGAUUCUUCUGAAGUAUUCAUGGAUUGGCCUGCGUUGUAGAUUCAGUUCUAUAUUAAUAAUCAGAUUUGACAGUAGAGGAAGGAUUCAAUGUUAUAUGUCCCCUAAAAUCUCCACUUUCCAAACAUAGGUUGGUAGUUCUUCAUAUUUUCAAACAUAUUCUGUUGCAGUGCCAUUUGUUUUCUCAGCUUUGGCCAAUUUUUAUCCUGCAUUCCAGCUUUUUUUUACUGGUGGCAAAAGUGGCAAAGCAUGUGCCAAACAUUUUGGAUGUAGGAGCUCUAACAGUCCAUGAAUCAUCACUUAAUAUCCAGAGAGACGUGUAAACACGUGUUAGGUUACACACGUGCAGCUUUUUACUAUCUUUGCUAUGGUUCAUUCUUUUCACACCUGAUACUACUGAUGGGAUUUCACCUCGAGGGAGUUAGUAAGUUUUUUUCUAGUGUUGUAAUACAGCUCUUCAUUCUGCAGAUUAACUCACCCUUAAUCCACUACUUGUCUCCUUGGUAUUCAAUAUAUAUUUUGUAAGGGCCUUAAGAUUGCCUUGCAUGAGUAAGAAAAAUUUGCCCUUUUAGGGGAAAAAUGUUCAGCACAAAAUAAUUCAGCGCAGUGAAUUGUUCGGUUUGCCAAAGAAGCUGGGAGCCAUCAUACAGUCUCAGUUGUAUUACUUUAGUACAGGGGUGUCCAACCGUGGCAACUUUAAGACCUGUAGACCAGACGUCUUCAAACUUGGCCCUUUUAUGACUGCUUUGCUGGCUGAGGAAUUCUGGGCGUUGAAGUCCACAAGUCAAAGUUGCCAAGGUUGAGGACCCCUGCUGCUGUAAACUUUAACUCCCAGAAUUCCCCAGUCAGCCAGGCUGCCAAAGUUGGACAUCUCAUCUUUAGUGUAUCGAUUAUCCUACUUCAUCAGGAAUAGUUUGUAACCACAUAUAGGAUUUUAGGGAUAAUUCCCCUACAGAGCAGAGCAGCUUGCAUAAAUACGUGGCUGGAUGUAUCGCCAAGUCUUCAGUAUAAAUUGUAGGAAUUAAUUGAUUUUUCGAUACGAUUUGCCAAAAUACCUUGGCCUGGAAUGCAUAAAAUGAAACUGGAGUUUGAAUGGAUUUCCUGCAGUGGGAUUGGGCAAACGUGUGGGGUCUGGGUGGGGUGUACAUUCUCUUCCUGCUCUCCCAUGGAGUUGGAGGAUUUAUAGCUGCUGUUGUAUCUGUGGAGGAGGCAGGGCUCAAAUUUCAGACUUUUUUUUUUUUUUACCAGAAGGGGUUAAGGAACAAAAGUACAAAGCCUUAAGGUACUUAGUUUCCUCCCUAACUCUCCUUCUAAAUGGGGAAGAUCAACCUGAUCAUUUGUUUGUUUUGCUGCUUUUGGGGGGGGGGGGGGCUUGAAGCCUCUGCAAAGUGAUGGUCCCGUCCUGAAAUAUUUGGUCCUGACUAUCCUGGACUUUAUAGGUUAUCCAUUCGUGUCCUACAGCACAGGGUUUCCCCAACCGUGGCAAUUUCCAGGUAUAUGGACUUCAACACCCAGAAUUCCAUAACCAGCAUAGUCACUGCUGAGAAUCCUGGGAGUUGAGGUCCAAUUUAGGGGGAAUACUGUUCUAGCGAAAAGACCCUUGAUGAUUUUGAUUUCUGUUCCUUCUCUAUUUCCCUGCCUCCUAUGAGAGUUUUUGUCUCUGGUGCUGAUUAUAGUUUAUGAUUGAGUAACCCGCUGUUAUUUACCCAUCAGACUGAAUGGUUGUCGUAGUUUUGCCAGUUGAAGUAGCACCGCCUAGAACGGAUAGCGCCCUCAAAGACGAAUUGUACAGUUACUUAAAGAAGUGGUGUCUCCAACAUCCCAAUGGUGAUUCGGAAAGCACUGUAGGCCAGGGGUGUCCAGCCUUUGGCAACUUUAAGACCUGCGGACUUCAACUCCCAGAAUUCUGGGAGUUGAAGGCCACAGGUCUUUAAAGUUGCCAAAGUUGGACACCUGUGCUGUAGGCUUUAUUAGGGAGUGAGCCAAGCCAGGUCACAUAGUGCCUCCCUCUGCAAUAGGGCUCCUUACCUGACCAAUCUGUAUAUAACCAAUCCCCCUGGUAGCUAGAUUUCUUAAGUCCUGCAUGUAUAUCUGAACUGUUGGAUAUUCUCGUAACUUUUAUUCCUUCCUCCUUGCCCCCCUUCUUACUGCACCUCCUCCCUUGAACAUUAUUUUUGGGGGAAAGGGAGGGGAAGGGCUCCUGAGCAGCAUUUGCCACAGCUGAAAGGGAAGAUGCCUCCCUUCCAGGUAUGGAUGAGACACGGGACUUCUUUGGGAUUGCAACUGUUACUUAGAAACGCGAGGUGGCAAUUUCUGACCUUUGGAAAAAAAAAUCAUGCGUCCUUGUGCCCUCCCUCCCCCUCUUAAUUAGGCCCCCUUGCUACUCAGACUACUUCCAUAUUUGAGGCAUUGCAAGUCUUAUUUUUAUUUCUUUUUCUUUUGGUGAAAUAAAGAUUGUGUAAAAUACAUGCAAGACUGUUAAAAUUCUUAGUGGUGUUCUGGUGAGUCUGUUCACAGUGUUAACUAAAUGAUUAAUAAAUAAGAUUUUUUUUUUUUUGAAAAAUGUGCCUGACUUUCUUUGAUUUUAAACAAUAUGGGAUUUCUUAGAUAUUUCAGGCCUUUAUUUUUACAACACAAUGGUGCUCUCUUUGUUUCCUUCUUGCUGUAGCACAUCUCUGUGUUGGUCCUAGCCUCCUCUUCCUCCUUCCCCAAAGGAGUUGUGUCUGACUUGUUUUCAUAAAUGGACAGUCUUGUGCUUUUGCUGUUAACAGUUCCAGGAAGUGUGUGGUAGGGUUAUUUUUAACCUUCACUUGCUACUGUCUUCUCUAGAAGAAAACCUUCCAAAAUAUUUCCAGGUACCAAGUGAAUUCUGCACUGCCUCUUGGAUUGUGUGUUCAGAACAUCUUAAAUCCUUUUAUUGAUCCUAAUUGAUUAAACAAAAACACAGAGAUUUGUGCCAUUUUUUUUCCUUAGUGCUGUUGUAUAAAGACUUCCCUGUUGGGUGGCGAGAAGGGAGGGGGGGGGAAUGGACACUUGCUAUGAAUUGUUUAUAGUUCUUCCCCUAAUGAAUCUUUCCUUUGUAAUUGUACAGUGUCUCAGUGAAAAAUGUUGCCUGACUUAACAUUGUAACCAAUAAACAAGCGCUUUUAACUAGG
Crotalus tigris (Tiger rattlesnake) is the source of this 6275-nucleotide messenger RNA. RefSeq names its product G protein subunit beta 4 (gene GNB4). The record is from RefSeq and is a predicted model, not a curated record. The transcript is spliced from 10 exons. Bases 176 to 1198 code for a protein of 340 amino acids. Gene Ontology annotation, biological process: G protein-coupled receptor signaling pathway. NCBI's taxonomy places the organism in Eukaryota, Metazoa, Chordata, Lepidosauria, Squamata, Viperidae. Gene Ontology annotation, cellular component: cytoplasm; heterotrimeric G-protein complex. Gene Ontology annotation, molecular function: protein binding; signaling receptor complex adaptor activity.